Molecule: messenger RNA, 1043 nt
Organism: Chinchilla lanigera (long-tailed chinchilla)
Lineage: Eukaryota; Metazoa; Chordata; Mammalia; Rodentia; Chinchillidae
Gene: Spaca4
Product: sperm acrosome associated 4
Exons: 1
Coding region: 488-871 (127 amino acids)
Source: RefSeq, a predicted model, not a curated record
UAAAUGCCCUUCUCACUCCUAGCCUCUCCCUGGGGCUUUAAGCCCAAGUAGGGGACCUCAGGUGUGUCAUAUUCUUGUCCCAGGCCUCAGAUGAGCCAUGUGGAAAAUGGGGUUGCCAUGGGACCCGGGAGCUGAAGUCACAGCAAGGCACUUGAUAGCAGACGGGCGGCAGCUGGUGUCCUGCGCCCUUCUCGGCAGGGCGACGUCCCCACUGGGUUGCAGGUGGGAGGGCUGAGCGGCUGCUCGGAGGGUGACACUGCCCCCACCUGUGACCUCACCCCCAGGGCGGCUGUGGAACCUGAGGGGUCUGUGAGGUAGCACAUUCCGCUCACAGACCCGUGGCACCCCAUGCGAGGGACACAGAGCAUCGGAGGCCAAGGACAAUCCAGGUGCUGACAGAGAGGCCCGGACGCCACUUGCCCAGCAGUUCCACAAGCUCCGCGACGCCCCGGCCUGGCUCGGGCACCACCCCUGCCGCCAGGCUACCAUGGUCCUCGGCUGGCUGCGCCUGCUACUGCUGGCGACCACGCUGCCGCGGGGCACAGCAGGCAUCAAGGACUGCUUCUUCUGCGAGCUGACUGACUCCACGCGCUGCCCCAGCACCCGCAUGCACUGCGGGGACGAGGAGGACUGCUUCACGGGCCUCGGGGUGGCCCAGGGCGUGGGGCCCGUCAUCAACAAAGGCUGCGUGCGCGCCACCAGCUGCGGCCGCGAGGAGCCCGUGAACUACAUGGGCCUCACCUACAUCCUCACCACCUCCUGCUGCUCAGGCCACCUGUGCAACCGCGGCCCCAGCCCCACAGGCCGCCCAAGGGUGACAGCCGCCACCGGCCUGGCGCUGGGCUCGCUGCUGCUCCGGCACCUGCUGUGAUCCCGGCCUGGGACUGGUCCCCCACACUAGCUACUUCCCCACCCGCCCCUCCCCCCAUUAAAUAGGCAGAGGCCCUGGACAGCCUCUCGUGGCCUCAGCUUCAUCUGUUCUAGGCUGUGUACCUGGAGCUGGGAGCUUGGAGAGGUGCCAUCUGUGGGUCUGACUGUGCUGU